AUGCCGUGCGAAUCGCCCUCUGAGUACUACGCAGCACCGCCCAGUAAUGAACCACCGCUGUUUGAUGCUGAUCGACAUCUACAUCAACACCGGCUUACUGCUGCUGCGGCUUCAAAACAUCAACUCAACCUCCAACUGCAACAACAACAAAAUACCAUUUCUUAUCUAUACACACCAGAUGGAAAACGUGUUGGAAGUGGAUCUAAUCAACAGUCGCAAAGCGUUGAGUCAUUAUGGGCCGGUACAAUCAAGCGCUCAAUUGUCUAUCAGAUGGGUAGCGAUCAACUGCAACGAAAAGCCAUUUCCUGCUGUAAUUUCAACGAUUACAUUGAUAUUCUGAACACACCCAAUAAGUAUCAACCCAAUGCAGCAGGUGAUGAUGCAACUGUACCUUCGGCAAUAAACAAGUGGAUUAGACUGAAUCAGCAAAAACUCAAACUAUCCCAGCAAGAGCAAACUUAUUCAUCUUCAGCACCAUCAUCUAACAACAGCCAAACGAGUGCUCCAAUCAACAUCAGCACAAGAACACGUCCCACGGACUAUCCUCAACCGUUCCCAUCACCAAAUUACCCGCAAAUAACUCUAACUACUCCUACUGCUACUAAUACGUCCACUCUUAACGAUCCCAACUCUGAAUUUAUUAAACAAAAAUCAAUGACACUACCCAGAUAA
Molecule: messenger RNA, 672 nt
Organism: Anisakis simplex (herring worm)
Lineage: Eukaryota; Metazoa; Nematoda; Chromadorea; Rhabditida; Anisakidae
Source: the annotation of a GenBank genome assembly